Messenger RNA from Lotus japonicus, 842 nucleotides. RefSeq lists its product as uncharacterized. NCBI's taxonomy places the organism in Eukaryota, Viridiplantae, Streptophyta, Magnoliopsida, Fabales, Fabaceae. The coding region runs from base 104 to 607 and encodes 167 amino acids. The transcript has a single exon. The record is from RefSeq and is a predicted model, not a curated record.
UCUCACCACAACACAACGCAACCAAGCAAGUUAGAGAGAGAAAGUAGAGAGAGAAACAAGAGAGAGAAAGUAGUGAGAGAAAGAGAAACAAGAGAGUUUGAAAAUGGAAAACCAACCGAUGCAGUUCCUUCUCCUUGAACAAGUUCAGUUCCUGAAGGUGCAGGACGAUUCUCUCUUGCAAUGGGAACUCGUCGAUGUCGUUGAUGCCGAAGAGGAACAAGAACAAGAACCAGACCAGAAUCAACAAGAUGCUGCUCCAGUUGAAGAAAUCAAAAUCAUCCAUCAGAUUCGUCCCGUUCUUCCUGAUCCCGAUGCGGUUGCAGUGGUAGAGAUAGAUCGCCAACAAUAUCACUAUCUUCACGGCUACGCGUACGAAGAUGAUGAGGAACAGGUUGUUGACGAUGAGGAAGAUGAUGAUGAUCGGUGUGAUUUGGAUGAUGAGCUUGUUCCAUGGGAGGUUGGGAACAAGUUAGGGAGACAGAGGAUGAAGAAAUUGGGGAAAAGGGCGUGUUCCAAGAUGAAGAAUUCCAAGAGGUCUCCUUAUCUUUUUGUGAGGCCUGGUUGUGUUGGUGGGAAGCAUGGUUUGGGGCUUAAGCACAGUUUCUAAUUGCAGAUUAGGGAGGAGGAGGAGGUAAAUAAAUCAAUUGGGGUUGUUUCUUGUUUAGGUUAACUGUUAGGGUUUGGUUCAAUUCAAGAUUAUUGGAAUGUGCAGUGCAGCAGAAUUGACUAGUUUCAAUGUAUAUCUUAAUGGGGAUGGAUGAUUUUAGUUUUCUGCUUUUGUAUAUGUCAAUGGAUUUCAAUUGCCUUGGCUCAUAUGAAUGAAAAUGGUUCAGAUUUAGUAA